AUGGCGCCAACAUUGCCAAGCCCGGCCCUGACCAGAUUUGCCGUCCAUACCUCGUGUCUGAAAGGGGGGGGGGGGGGGGCACAGUUUGACUAUGAAGGAAUCACAGCAUGUUCUGGAGACUACAGUGCAGCUCCAGCCUCAGAGCUGCUGGGCGGCAGCAGACACACACGUCACACACGCAGCGAUACGUUGUUCGCAGUCUGUCGAGAAAUCCUUCCUCCAUCGGACGUUUCCUACUCAUUGUUCAACUCGGCCUCCCCGCUGACUCGAAGAAGAAACACAGAAGGAAAAUCCGAGGUACCAGCUGCUGGGAAGCUGUUAGCGCAUCCGCACUGGAGUUGGAGUGGUUCAUUUCCUGUCCUGAGCGGAGCUGACUUCAGAGAGGGGCCUGCACCGGAACCAGACAUGCAGAGUGCAGGCCUGCAGGCGGACCAUGUUUGUCGGAGCAGAGAUCUCCUCUGUGCAGGGAGGUUCACAUGUAGACGAUCAGGAGUCAGGCUUCAGCUUCACAGCGUGCUCCUUGCUGCCAGCUUGACCUUUGACCCCUCACUCUCCAAAAAGCACAGGUUUUCAACCUCCUGCUUUGUCGAGAGGGGAGAAAGUCCCGUCCCUCAGGAGGAAUGAUUAAUGUCCUGGAUGUGAAACUUCUGAA
Messenger RNA from Pleuronectes platessa (European plaice), 652 nucleotides. RefSeq lists its product as uncharacterized. Bases 1 to 624 code for a protein of 207 amino acids. The transcript has 4 exons. NCBI's taxonomy places the organism in Eukaryota, Metazoa, Chordata, Actinopteri, Pleuronectiformes, Pleuronectidae. The record is from RefSeq and is a predicted model, not a curated record.